Meira miltonrushii is the source of this 2028-nucleotide messenger RNA. RefSeq names its product NAP-domain-containing protein. The coding region runs from base 422 to 1672 and encodes 416 amino acids. Gene Ontology annotation, biological process: nucleosome assembly. The transcript has 2 exons. Gene Ontology annotation, molecular function: histone binding; chromatin binding. The record is from RefSeq and is a predicted model, not a curated record. Gene Ontology annotation, cellular component: chromatin; nucleus. NCBI's taxonomy places the organism in Eukaryota, Fungi, Basidiomycota, Exobasidiomycetes, Exobasidiales, Brachybasidiaceae.
UGGAAGUCUUGGGGGAGAAUUGAAUACACGCGUAAGAAGCGGUGUUGCUAGCACCACAAUACAAAAGGCAGACAGGCACGCACGCACGCACGCACACACAAAACGCCCAUCCGCCCCUACACAAACGCACAGCCCAAAGCACACACACACACACACACACACAACGAGAAAAAAUUCAUCCAAGCUUAAAAGGUGGCCAAAAGUUAGAAAUUAUAACGAGUACUGCAAGGAGAAACUCAUCUUUGUUGCCGUCAUCCAUCAUAAAGGCUCACACGUCAUUUCAUCGAUUUGAUCGUGUUUGAUUCUUUGAGACAAUCUCGAUCUUAUAUUCGACAAAGUUCUCUUGGUUGUUGGUAAAUCGAUCGAUUCAUAUAACUUCAUUUAAUUAGGAGUGGAUCAACUAUCACACAUCUUGCCCAUCAUGUCAGGCAACGUACCUAUCUCACAAAGGAAUGCCGAUUUCACGGCACCUACACCGCAAAACACUCCUUUGAGCAACGCACCAAUCACGCGUGAAGCACUUUCUCGACCAACUGUUGGUACCAUUGGAGAAGAAAACGAAGAUGGAGCCGCCGCUGGUGCCGCUGCAGCCCUAAAAGCUAACCCUGCUUUGGCUGGUUUGAUCCAAAAUAAGCUCUCCGGAUUGGUAGGACGUUCAAGUGGAUAUAUCGAAUCUUUGCCAUCCCACUUGAAGAGAAGAGUGGAAGGCUUGAAAGGCAUUCACGUCGAUCACACAAAAAUCGAAGCAGAAUUCCAAAAGGAGAUCUUGGAAUUAGAGAAGAAGUAUGCAGAACGUUAUCGUCCUUUGUACGAAAGACGUGCAGCCAUCGUUCAAGGCAAACAAGAGCCAAGCAAAGAAGAAGUUUUGGCCGGAGAAGCAUCUCAUGAAGAUGACGACGAUGAAGAUGAGGAAGACGAUAAGCCAGAAAAGAAAUCAUUGGCAGAUGCCACAGCUCCUGCAGACGCUGAAAAGGGUAUCCCUGAAUUCUGGUUGACAGCAUUGAAGAACCAUGUCGCACUUUCUGAAUUGAUCACAGAGCGUGAUGAAGAAGCAUUACGAUCAUUGGUGGACAUUCGUAUGUCAUAUUUGCCUGGAUCUCAGGCUGGUUUCAAGCUUGAGUUCGAAUUUGACCCUUCUCAAAAUGCAUUCUUUACCAACAAAACUUUGACAAAGACAUACUACUACCAAGAUGAAGUUGGUUUCUCUGGCGAUUUGGUGUACGAUCACGCUGAAGGAGACAAGAUCGACUGGAAGGAAGACAAGGAUUUGACACACAAGAUCGAAACAAAGAAACAACGUAACAAGAACACAAAUCAAACCAGAACAGUCAAGAGAUCUGUUCCCGUUGAAUCUUUCUUCAACUUCUUCUCUCCACCAAAGCCACCAAAGAAUGGUGAAAAUGAAGACACUGACUUUGACGAAUUGGAUGAACGAUUGGAAUUGGACUACCAAAUCGGAGAAGACUUGAAGGAUCGCAUCAUUCCUCAUUCGAUUCUUUACUUCACCGGCGAAGCAACAGCAUACGAAAUGGAUGAUGAUGACUUUGAAGAUGAAUUCGAUGAUGAAGAAGAUGAAGAUGAGGAGGAUGACGAAGAUGGACCUGCUCGUCCUGCCAAUAUGGCCGUCAGCGCAGGAUCUCAAGCUGAGAAUCAAGAAUGCAAACAACAAUAAAUAAUUCGUGUCUCUUUCUUUGUUGUUUAGGCAAAUUAGAAGUAACCAUUUGAUCUCUAUGUGAAAUUUUGAACUCAAACCCCCCAAACGAUGAUAAACAAAAAGACAAACCCGUGUAAAAUUUUAUUCGAUCCGUUCAGCUCUUUUCUUUUUGGCAAUCUUAUUCUCCUUUCUCUCUUUCUCUUUGUUGACGUGAUCUUUUCACUCCCUUGCUUUCUAUACGUGUGUUUUGUCUUUUUCCCUUCCCUCAAAUUCAAUAAAACAAUAUUAACGACAAGAUGAUAUACACAAUGUGUCUAGAAGUAGCUUUCAAACAUCAUGCGAAGAGAAGAAAUAAAUAUAGCCGUUACCGCUUG